AUGAUAGAACAAGUUCCGAAAUAUGCAAAAUUUCUCAAGGAUGUAUGUUUGCAUAAGAAGAAAUUAAUGGGGAAUGAACUAGUUAGCAUGGGAAAAAAUGUUUCAGCCUUUAUUCAACCCAUUCCUCAGAAGUGUGAUGAUCCAGGAGUUUUCACCGUGCUAGGUACUAUUGGAAAUUAUGUGUUUGAGGACGCUAUGCUGGAUUUAGGAGCUUCUAUUAAUGUAAUGCCGAAAUCAGGUUUUCUAUCAUUGGGUAUUGGUCCUCUACAGCCUACGGGAGUUGUUAUUCAGUUGGCCAACCGUAGUCAAGCUCAUCCAACUGGAGUGAUUGAGAAUGUUUUGGUUAAAGUGAGUGACCUUAUAUUUCCAGCUGAUUUUUACAUUUUGGAUAUGGAAGGUGAUGUAUUAAUGAAUAGAGCUCCAAUCAUUUUAGGUAGACCAUUCCUUAAGACUGCCAGAACUAAGAUUGAUGUGCAUGCGGGAACUCUAUCUAUGGAGAUUGCUGAUGUAGUUGUUCAAUUUAGUAUUUUUGAUACGUUGCAACAAAAGAAGAGCCAUUCUAUUUUUAGUGUUUAUAAAUCCGAAUGGCUGGAUACUAUGGAUUUUCUUAUUGAUGAAGAUUCUGAUGAAGUUAUCUCAGACUCUAAUGAAUUGGGAUGUAAAUCUAAACAUUCUGGAGGUUGUAUUGAUAACAGGGAAAUAGUUGAGGAAAUUUCAAAGGACAUUUCAGAGGAAGUUGUGAAGCCAGUGAGACAACCAAAGGAACUGAUUAACCCAUCGAAUUCUUUUUGUGUUAGCAAUAUUUUUUCUAAUGGUGUUAUAGAGAUGCAGGAGGUGUCUACUGGUCAACCUUUCAAAGUGUAUAGCAACCAACUUAAGAAAUUUCUUCGAGGGAGGAAAUGA
Messenger RNA from Zingiber officinale, 903 nucleotides. RefSeq lists its product as uncharacterized. The record is from RefSeq and is a predicted model, not a curated record. Bases 1 to 903 code for a protein of 300 amino acids. Lineage: Eukaryota; Viridiplantae; Streptophyta; Magnoliopsida; Zingiberales; Zingiberaceae. The transcript has 2 exons.